ACAGCCCACCCUAGCCUGUAUCACGGAGUUUCAUUUCGCCAGGUGUAACCGCCACAUUUGUCCACCACCUCUACUGUGAAGGAUAUUAGUUGCCCGCCAGCUUGACAUUGUCCUCACGACACAACCACCAAAACUCAAAGAUCACAAACCAACGACACCUGGUCAAGAUGAUCAUCCCUCUGUACGCAGCCAUUGCUGGCCUACUCAUCGGCCAGGUCGUUUCCCAGGCUGCACUAUCUCCCUGCGCUGCAGGAUGUGUCGAUGGCGUGCUGGCCGACGUAUCGAAAAUGGGUUGUGCGGUUGGCGACACCGCUUGCGUCUGCAGCUACGUCGGCGACGUGACCAACGGCGUCCGCGACUGUGUCGCCCAAGCAUGUGCCGCCGAGGGUGCUGAGCAGGUCACACUCGCCGAGAACUCGGCCAAGGACCGGUGCGCUGCGGUUCAGGCUCCCCCCGCCCCAACCACUACUCCUGCUCCGGAGGCUGCAACGACCUCACCCGCUGAGGCGGCGACGACAUCGCCUGCCGAGACUGCUUCGCCAUCGCCUGCAUCCACAGAAGCCUCUUCACAGUCUGCACCCACUACCGCAGCCACCGAGUCUACUACGACCACGGCAGAACCUACCUCAGCUUCUGCCGAGUCAACGCCAACUUCAUCGACCACCGUGGAGACAUCCAGCAGUGCUUCAGCAGAGACUGCCGCCAGUACUUCAGCCACCGCUACAGGGACCACCUCUUCUGCAACAGGGUCUAGUGGCACUGCCGCGCAGACUGGUGAGGCGGCCAGUCAAGAACAUGACGAGACUGUCGGAGCAUCGGGUCUCUCGGUUGCCGCCAAGGCUGGUAUUGGGGCGGGCAUUGGCGUCGCGCUCAUCAUGACGGCCAUUGUCGCUAUCUGCCUAACCGUCCGGCGCAAGCAGCAGGAAAACGAGGCUCGCCGUGGAAACAUGAUCGAGAUCUCUGGGCCUCUUCCAGGCGGUGGUCGUCAGUGGGCGAACGAGGAGGGCAAGUAUGGUUCGUCCGCCGCAGCGGGCGGCCUCAGAAAGUCGUACUCUUCAGAGCUUGAUCGCCAUGCUCGACCAUACGAGGAGAUGGUCCCUCACACCCAGCCUCGCACGAUGAUAUAGUCAGUUGUGCAGGUUUGGCGCGGGCCGUUUUGACCACAUGAAUCUGGCGAAGGGAGACUGUCUGGCCUUUAGGCGGGUGUACGUGAUUUGGGGUCUCGGUAGGAUGGGUGUUUAGACCAUGUACGCGUUUAGCAUGUUCUCAGAUUUACAGCAA
Molecule: messenger RNA, 1281 nt
Organism: Microdochium trichocladiopsis
Lineage: Eukaryota; Fungi; Ascomycota; Sordariomycetes; Xylariales; Microdochiaceae
Exons: 2
Coding region: 168-1127 (319 amino acids)
Source: RefSeq, a predicted model, not a curated record